CGAGGCGACAGCGCCACCAGCCUCCCAGCGGGAAGGUCAGGUCUUCCAUAACGCGUAAGCCUCGGCUUCCGCACGAGCAGACGCGCGCGCGGCUCUCCUUUUAUAUAGGAGUAUGUAGUAUCUGAAGCGAAGCAGCAUCUCUCGCCGUAGCCAGCCUAGCAGACUCUCUCGAGCUGGAGAGGAUACGAUCCUACGGAGCGGAGAGUGAACCGUCGAUCCCUCGAGCUUUCUGCAGUUGAGCUUCCAUGGGGAACUGCUUCGGCUCCGAGGAAGCCGAAGUGGAGGCCGUCAAGCAGUCACCAGGCCACGAGCACGGACAUGGACGCCCCCAAGCGAUUGCAAGCCGCGGUCCUCCUCCCAUGGCAGCGCCCACGGCCCACGUCGCCGUGGGCGGCAGGAGGUCCCCGGGCUCGUCGUCCAUGAGCAGCGUCACCACCCGAAGCACCAGCGCCAGCACGUCGGCGGGCGGCGGCGCGCACGAGGGGGCGGCGUGCCCGGAGCCGGAGGGCAGGAUCCUGGAGGCGCCCAACCUGCGCGUCUUCACGUUCGCGGAGCUCCGGGCGGCGACGAGGAACUUCAAGCCGGACACGCUGCUGGGCGAGGGCGGGUUCGGGCAGGUGUACAAGGGGUGGGUCGACGAGAAGACCAUGAACCCGGCGCGCAGCGGCACCGGCAUGGUCAUCGCCGUCAAGAAGCUCAACCAGGAGAGCCUGCAGGGCCUCGAGGAAUGGCAGUGUGAAGUGAACUUUCUGGGGAGGAUAUCGCACCCGAACCUGGUGAGGCUGCUGGGGUACUGCCUGGAGGACAGGGAGCUGCUGCUCGUCUACGAGUUCAUGGCCAAGGGCAGCCUGGAGAACCACCUCUUCAGAAAAGGUGGAUCUUUCCAGCCCAUCCCAUGGGGCCUACGGCUCCGGAUCGCCAUCGACGCCGCGCGUGGCCUCGCCUUCCUGCACUCAUCGGAGAAGCACGUCAUCUACCGAGACUUCAAGGCUUCAAACAUCCUCCUCGACACGAACUACAACGCCAAGCUCUCGGACUUCGGCCUGGCGAGGAACGGCCCCACCGGCGGCGACAGCCACAUCACCACCCGCGUCAUGGGCACCUACGGCUACGCGGCGCCGGAGUACAUCGCGACGGGCCACCUGUACGUGAAGAGCGACGUGUACGGGUUCGGCGUGGUGCUGCUGGAGAUGCUGACGGGCCUGCGGGCGCUCGACACGGCCCGGCCCGCGCAGCAGCUGAACCUGGUGGACUGGGCCAAGCCGUACCUGGCGGACCGGCGGAAGCUCCCCCGCCUCGUGGACCCGCGGCUGGAGGGGCAGUACCCGUCCAAGGCCGCACUGCGGGCCGCGCAGCUCACGCUGAGCUGCCUCGCCGGCGAGCCCAAGAACCGGCCCUCCAUGGCCGAGGUCGUCACGGUGCUGGAGGAGAUCGAGCGGAUUCGGCCUCGGCACCGGCGCGCGUCGCCGGAGGAGGACAGGGAGAGCAGCAGCAGCGCGUCGUCUCGGAGCGCGCACCACGGGCGCCGGCACCAGCAGCAGUCGCCACGGCCGAGGUCCGGGUCGGACGGCGCCCGGAGCGGCCAGCCGUCUCCUCGAGUGAGAUGACGAUAGCCCCGAGAUGACUGACUGAGCGAGAUCUCUCUCCCCGAUCAGAUCCCUUCCUUUCAAGAUCUCUCUCCUUUAGCGUGAUUCGGCGCGGGUUUUUUGGCCCAGUUUUCCAUGUCUUGGGCUUCUCCUGGGCACGUUUCAUACUUUCGGCCCACCGUUUCAACGAUGUGCAAAGUGAGGCAGGUCUGGGAAAUGAUGGAGAGAGCCUAGUUCUGAUCCAGAAUCCAGCAUCGACAUGUCUAUCUCAUUUCAUCAAGUUUGCCUAAAAAAACAAACACAUUUCAUCCAGUUAACACACGCACAUGCGUCUACUAAUUGCUCUUGUAGGGCGCCAAUGUUGGAAUGAUGCUCCCUUCUCCUUGAUCCAGUAUCUGCAAAACUAAUUGAUGCACCCUCGUUGUACCAAAGCAAACCUUUUUUUCUUUUUUUCUUUCUUUUUCGGGUUAUCUUAGAUUUUGAUGUAUAUAACUAGUUUAUAUGUGACAAAAAGUACUUGUUGUAGAUUACAUGAUAUAUGGAGGUCCUGAACGGAAGCAUGGAUGUAUUAGCUCCCAGCUGAUUGAAUUUAAUUUGAAUGCACAGUUGCGCCUGUUCGGUGAGCAGGAUUUGGGAAUGUUUAUGGGAGC
Messenger RNA from Triticum aestivum (bread wheat), 2236 nucleotides. RefSeq names its product probable serine/threonine-protein kinase PIX13. Gene Ontology annotation, biological process: protein phosphorylation. The transcript is spliced from 5 exons. The record is from RefSeq and is a predicted model, not a curated record. NCBI's taxonomy places the organism in Eukaryota, Viridiplantae, Streptophyta, Magnoliopsida, Poales, Poaceae. The coding region runs from base 246 to 1607 and encodes 453 amino acids. Gene Ontology annotation, molecular function: ATP binding; protein kinase activity.